Aaosphaeria arxii CBS 175.79 is the source of this 2046-nucleotide messenger RNA. Its product is annotated as voltage-gated potassium channel. NCBI's taxonomy places the organism in Eukaryota, Fungi, Ascomycota, Dothideomycetes, Pleosporales. Gene Ontology annotation, biological process: stabilization of membrane potential; potassium ion transmembrane transport. The transcript has a single exon. Gene Ontology annotation, cellular component: membrane. The record is from RefSeq and is a predicted model, not a curated record. Gene Ontology annotation, molecular function: potassium ion leak channel activity. The annotation marks the transcript as partial.
UGGAUCAGCAGGCAUGACCCCUCCUCCCCACGCUGGUGGUUCGCAUCGACCGCGAUCCCGCUCCUCGCAGCGACCAUCGGGCCCCUCGCCAACGUGCUCUCCAUCGCCGCGCUGGUGACCUACUGGCGGGAGACGAUCUUUAUCGACGGGCAGUUUGUGUCCGAGUUCGACGGCGUCACGUUUGCGGACCCGCCAUGGUGUUUCUGGCUGAACGUCGCGUCACUGAUCCUCGGGUUCCUGGGGAACCUGUUCCUCCUAUUGAACUUCACACAGCGCAUCCGAUACAUCAUCGCGCUGCCACUGACCAUUAUCCUCUGGUACAUCGCCACGGGUCUCCUGAUCGGCAUCAUCGCGAGCCUGCACAUCUAUGCGCCGGCCGUCCCACCGAACGAGAUCUACUCCCAGGGUUUCUGGUACGCGGUCAUGGCCGCGACAUGCUACCUCAUCUGCUCGAUGAUCCUGAUGGUGAACAUGCUGGGCUACUUCAUGGGGAGGUAUCCAGACACGUUUGCGCUUACGGACGCGCAGAGGACGCUGAUCUUGCAGAGCAUGCUGUUCUUCAUCUGGCUGGCUGGGGGUGCGGGCGUGUUCAUGAGGAUUGAGACAGACGCCGGGGAGCAGGGGUGGGAGUAUGCCGAUGCGUUAUACUUCUGCGACGUAACCAUCCUGACCGUCGGCUUUGGCGACUUGUAUCCAACGACGGACGUGGGGCGCGGCAUCGUGUUCCCCUAUUCCGUCAUCGGCAUCGUGAUGCUAGGUCUUGUGAUUUCGUCCAUCUACAAAUUCAUGAGACAGAUCGGCGAGGAGAAUAUCAUCAACCGACACAUCGAGCGCAUGCGGGAGCGCACACUCGAACUCACCGUAACCAAUUCGAUCGACCUCGUGGAGGGCAACCACGGCGGAACUCAUCGAUGGGGUGUAGGAGCAGCCAGGAAGCGAUUCGGCAAGACGCCCAAGAAGAUUGGAAAAGAAGGGAUCGGGGCGCCGAAGGAGGGGAGACAAUUCGCACCCACCGUAGACGCAACAUCGAAAAGUUCCCGCAUGAGGAACCCCAACAUCCCCUUUCCCGGGCUCGGAAAGCGGAAAUCCAAGAUGCUCCUCCUGCGCGAGGAGAAGGACCGCUUCGACGCGAUGCGCAACAUCCAGGAAAGCACAGCCAAGUUCAAGAAGUGGUGGGCGUUGUCCGGGGCCGUCACCGCGUUCGCGAUCCUCUGGUGCGCCGGUGCGGUCGUCUUCUGGCGCACCGAGCACGACGCCCAGGGCAUGUCGUACUUCCAGGCGCUGUACUUCUGCUACAUCUCGCUGCUGACGAUCGGGUACGGCGACCUGGCGCCCAAGACAAACGCGGGCCGCUGCUUCUUCGUCGUCUGGAGCCUCAUCGCCGUGCCCACCAUGACCAUCCUCGUGUCGAACCUCGGCGACACCCUCGUCGCGAAGUUCAAGGCCUGGGCGAGCCGCGUCGCGGACUUCACGGUCCUCCCGCAGGACGGCAUCUGGCGCUCGUUCAUCGACAACAACCCGUGGCUCGCGAACUGCAUACAGAUGCGUAUCGUGAAGAAGCGUGUUGAACACGGCUUCGACGUCGCAGACCCGGAGGAAGCCCUCCCCGACGACCCUGCUGGCCACAGCAUCACAAGUCCUACUAUCGGCAACGAGGACCCAGAGGAGGCAGCCGACAUGGCGGCCACGAUGACGCCGACGCUGCCUGAGCUCGCGAGGGAAGCCAACGGCCCGCUACCUACCCAACACGCGCUGUCCCGCCGCCUGGCGCUGGAGAUCCGACGCGUGGCGGCCGACCUGCGACUCGGCACGCCGAAACGCUACGAGUAUGAGGACUGGGUGGAGUUCACGCGGCUGAUUCGGUCUUCGAGCCGCGCGCAGACGGAGCAGAAAGACGGGGCGGGGGAAGACGACGAAGAGGACGAGGAGGGCCUGGUCGAGUGGGAUUGGAUCGGACAUAACAGCCCGCUUGUCAGUGGGAUGAGCGAGAGCGAGUUCAUUCUGCAGCGUCUGUGUGAGAGCCUCGUUAGGGUGGAGAGGAGGAAG